This is a messenger RNA of Suncus etruscus (white-toothed pygmy shrew), 522 nucleotides long. Its product is annotated as keratin-associated protein 4-7-like. Lineage: Eukaryota; Metazoa; Chordata; Mammalia; Eulipotyphla; Soricidae. The record is from RefSeq and is a predicted model, not a curated record. Gene Ontology annotation, cellular component: keratin filament. The transcript has a single exon. The coding region runs from base 1 to 522 and encodes 173 amino acids.
AUGGCCGGUUCCUGUUGUGGUUCCACCUGCUCUGAGGAGCGCUGUUGCCAGCCCAGUUGCUGCCAGCCUUCCUGCUGUCAGUCCAGCUGCUGCCAGCCUUCCUGCUGUCAGUCCAGCUGCUGCCAGCCUUCCUGCUGCAGAACCACCUGCUGCACUACCAACUGCUGCAGUGUGCCCAGCUGCUGCAGCCCUUGCUGCUGCCGCCCCUCCUGCUGCAGCCCUUGCUGCCGCCCUUCCUGCUGUGGUUCCAGCUGCUGCCGCCCCUGCUGCUCUAGCUCCAGCUGCUGUGGCUCCAGCUGCUGCCGCCCCUCUUGCUGCAUCUCCAGCUGCUGCCGCCCCUGCUGCUCUAGCUCCAGCUGCUGUGGCUCCAGCUGCUGCCGCCCCUCUUGCUGCCGCCCCUGCUGCUGCCUGCGCCCAGUCUGUGGCCAGGUGUCCUGCUGCACCACCUGCUACCGCCCCACCUGUGUCAUCUCCACCUGCCCCCGUCCCAUGUGCUGUGCUAUUCCCUGCUGCAGAUGCUGA